CAGCGCCUCUCGCCGUCAGCCGGACACAACCAGUGAGAGUGGAGCGCGCGCAGAUUGAGACGCGCGUCGGAACCCGCUCAGGUCGCCGUGAGGACUGGAGGGGGCCGGAGCUCGCCAUGGAUAAACAAGAUGAACUUUUAAAGGAGGCUGAGAAAUUGGCAAAACAUAUGUUGUCAUACCAACAUGAUCUGGCUCCAACAAUCACCAGUAAUAUAGUGUGUUCUACAGAUGCCAAAGAAGAACUCUUGGAUGAAUGUGAGGAGAUAUGGAGGCAGAUGGAAGAGUGUCAGAGCAAGCUAAUGCUGCUAGGAAUAGAAACACUUCCAGAAUCAGAUGCUCAGCUUUCCUUGUUAACGAUGCGAGUGAAGGCUUUAACAGCAGAGUAUAAUCAGUGGCAGAAACGAAGUCCUGAGAUAAUCUCCACCAAUCCAGAUGUCCUGGUAGCAUUAGGAAAGGAAGAGUUGCAGAAAGUAGACCAUGAUCUUGAAAUGGUGCUGUCUACUGUUCAGUCAAAGAAUAAAAAGCUGAAGGAAGACGUGAAAAGAGAACAGCAGUGGCUGGAUGAGCAGCAGCAAUUGGUAGAUGCUCUUGACGUAACACAUGAAGAAAUGAAAAAUCAAGUGGUACAAUUUUCUGAAAAAAGAGCUUUACAAGAAAUGAAAAGUAAAAUGCUGAAAAUAAGAGCAUAUAAGGAAGAGCUCCUGAGUGCUCUGGGGGAGUUCCUAGAAGAACAUUUUCCUCUCCCAGAAGAAGAUGAAAGUGCUAAAAAGAAGAAAAAAAGUCCAGCUGAAGAACCAACUGUACAACUGGUAACGUUACAUGAAAUUUUAGAGCGUCUUAUAAACAGAUUAAUGAGUACACCACAUGAACCAUAUUUGACAAUCAAUGAUUCCUUCUGGCCACCUUAUGUUGAACUGCUGCUGCGGUAUGGAAUUGCACUGAGACAUGCAGAGGAUCCAAGCAGAAUACGCUUAGAAGCCUUUCAUCAGUAAAGGCACCUUUGUGACUAUUUAAAAAAGAAGAAAUGUGUUGAACCAGUACUCAUACUUUAAAAAUAUAGAGGUGUGGGUGUAUGUGUGUAUUUUUAUAUAUAUAUAUAUAUAAUUUGAUAUUUUAUCAUAACUCUUUGGGUGUUAAUCUUUUCUGCUUGGACAAUAUUUUUUGACAAACCAUACCUGUUUUAAGUGCAGUUACUUAUGAAGCUUAUGAUAUGACAAAACUUUCUUUUAACUUCAGAUGAUAGCCAUUCAUCCCAUUAGUUGUUGACUUUAUGAUAUGUGUUACUGCACUGUGAAAUUAGGUAGUGCUUGUUCAGAUGGCUCAGAUAAGACUCAAAUUCAAGUUAAAGGACUAUUGUAUGCAGACAAAAUAAUGAAAGUAGUUUGUUUUUGGUUGAUUAAUUAAAAGAAAUAAUGCUUUGCA
Chelonia mydas (Green sea turtle) is the source of this 1422-nucleotide messenger RNA. It is a transcript of the gene CENPK, whose product is annotated as centromere protein K. The record is from RefSeq and is a predicted model, not a curated record. Gene Ontology annotation, cellular component: nucleus. The transcript has 11 exons. NCBI's taxonomy places the organism in Eukaryota, Metazoa, Chordata, Testudines, Cheloniidae. The coding region runs from base 117 to 992 and encodes 291 amino acids. Gene Ontology annotation, biological process: kinetochore assembly; mitotic sister chromatid segregation.